GGACCAAUUUUUGUAAUUUAGUGAUUAAAAUUAAAUUAAAUUGUCAUUUAUAACAAAAUGCGGUACGUGUCGCAAAUAUUUCAACCGAUCAUUACCAUACCAAAGAAUGCAAAGAUCAAAAACACAGAAAUUACUUGUAAGAGUCAAAAACUCCUGCUGGAAUGUGGUCUGGUUCGUCCCACAUCCUCCGGCUUAUUCACCCUUCUGCCCCUCGCUUGCCGCGCUCUAGACAAGCUGGAAGCUCUCGUCAGGUCGUGCUUGGAAGAAGUAGGGGGCCAGAGGGUGUCACUGCCUGCGCUCACUGCAGAGGGGUUGUGGGAAAAGACGGGCAGGUUGCAUCAGGUUGGGACAGAACUAUUGAAACUCCGUGACAGGCAUGAAAAAAUAUAUUUGUUAGCUCCGACACACGAAGAAGCCAUAGCCGAUCUUCUAGCCGACGUUGGACCACUAUCAUAUAAACAAUUGCCAUUGCUGUUAUACCAGAUAAGCAGUAAGUAUCGCGACGAGCAUCGCCCCAAACACGGCCUGCUGCGUGCGCGGGAGUUCAUAAUGAUGGACGCGUACGGCGCACAUGCAGACGUAGAUGACGCCACUGCCGUGUACAAUAAGAUGACAAGGCAAUUUAGACGACUUUUUCAGAGAUUACAACUACCUGUUUAUCGAGUUCAAGCGCCAUCUGGCGAUAUGGGCGGUUCCCUGUCACACGAAUGGCAGCUGCGCGCCAACGCUGGCGAGGACGCUCUGUGUGUAUGUUCGUCCUGCUCGCACUCGCAGCGCGAUACGGGCAAUGCGACGUGCGACGAGUGCGGGAAGGAGAUGGAGAAGUGCAAUAGUAUUGAGGUUGGGCACACUUUCAUCCUAGGCACUAAGUACAGCGCACCACUCGCAGCUAACUUCACAUCAUCUAGUCAAUCGCAGGGUCUGCCUGUCGUCAUGUCCUGCUAUGGUAUCGGGAUCACGAGGUUGCUAGCAGCGAGUCUGGAAGCGUUGUCCAGCGAGAAGUCCCUGCGGUGGCCUAAGGCCAUCGCGCCUCAUAGCGCUAUCAUUAUCGGACCGAAAGAAGGCUCCAAGGAAUGGUUUUCAUUCUCCUCGGACAAGCUAAACCGACUCCAUGCACUGUUAUCAAGUACACAUGCACUUAACGACGUCCUGCUCGACGAUAGACACUCGUACACCAUCGGAAAGCGACUCAUGAUGGCCGACAGACUGGGCUAUCCCACCAUAAUCGUCUGCGGGCGGUCAACCCUGGAGUCACCCCCGCGAUUCGAGGUGUACCAUCCCAACCCCGACAAAGAUGUCUCCAUGCUGCUCAUGACCGAGGAGGAGUUACUGGGCCACUUGAACAAAGAAGAAAAUCAUGUUUUAAUUGAUAAUAAAAUUUAAUUUGUUACAGAAUCGGUGUAUAAUUGACAGGGUGA
Hyposmocoma kahamanoa is the source of this 1418-nucleotide messenger RNA. It is a transcript of the gene ProRS-m, whose product is annotated as probable proline--tRNA ligase, mitochondrial. Gene Ontology annotation, biological process: prolyl-tRNA aminoacylation. The record is from RefSeq and is a predicted model, not a curated record. Gene Ontology annotation, molecular function: proline-tRNA ligase activity; ATP binding. Bases 58 to 1383 code for a protein of 441 amino acids. Gene Ontology annotation, cellular component: mitochondrion; cytoplasm. Lineage: Eukaryota; Metazoa; Arthropoda; Insecta; Lepidoptera; Cosmopterigidae. The transcript is spliced from 10 exons.